Messenger RNA from Laetiporus sulphureus 93-53, 400 nucleotides. RefSeq lists its product as uncharacterized. Bases 51 to 311 code for a protein of 86 amino acids. Gene Ontology annotation, molecular function: protein binding; molecular adaptor activity. Gene Ontology annotation, biological process: post-translational protein targeting to endoplasmic reticulum membrane. Gene Ontology annotation, cellular component: membrane; TRC complex. The transcript is spliced from 2 exons. NCBI's taxonomy places the organism in Eukaryota, Fungi, Basidiomycota, Agaricomycetes, Polyporales, Laetiporaceae. The record is from RefSeq and is a predicted model, not a curated record.
AGUACCAUCACCAUCUUAUUUCACGCCUGCCACUGUUAUCCGUCUUUGUCAUGGCAGACGGUGUCAAGGCAGCGCUUGAAUUGAAGGCUGAGGGGAACGCGCUCUAUGCAAAGCAAGACUAUCUUGCAGCGUAUAAGAAGUACUCCGACGCGACUGAGAUCGAUGAUAAGAACGCCGUUCUAUAUGCGAAUCGUGCUGCCUGCUCUCUGGGACUGAAAUGUUUCUCGGAUGUGGUAGCUGAUGCUCAAAAGGUAUUCGGUCUUGGGACUAGAGUUCUUCAUCUACGUGAACAUAGUCCUCAUAAACCUUGAACUAAUUCAGACAACCGAUAUCGACCCGAAAUAUGCCAAAGCAUGGGCGCGCUUGGCCACAGCACACAAUGUUCAUUCUUGCUUUUUAU